Penicillium paradoxum is the source of this 1389-nucleotide messenger RNA. RefSeq lists its product as uncharacterized. Lineage: Eukaryota; Fungi; Ascomycota; Eurotiomycetes; Eurotiales; Aspergillaceae. The coding region runs from base 1 to 1389 and encodes 462 amino acids. The record is from RefSeq and is a predicted model, not a curated record. The transcript is spliced from 6 exons.
AUGCCCUCCACUCGCAGGCAGUCCGCUCAACUAGGUGAGGAACUUCUACACGGCCUUACCCAAAAGAAGCGUAUUCGCAAGGCCAGUGGUAUGAUCAAUGCUAGUAAUGAUGGCAUUAAGAAGGUCACGAAGAAGAACCUAGAUGCAAAGAGUUCCAAGGCUAAUACAUUGACCACCUCGAAGAAGGGAAAAAAGAAGGUCAAGAAGCAAGACCCGAAUUUGUCUCAUGUUAAGCUUGCAAACAUGCUUCUCAACCCUGAUAAGAAUCCCACAUACCCUGAACGGACUCCGCAGCAGGGGAACCUAAAACCUGCACAGCAAAAUUGGGAAUCGAACAAGGAUGUUAUCACCAAUCCCGCCGACUUGCCCGAAGGAUGGACUGCGGACGAGGCAGAUCUUGAUCCCAAUGAUAUUGGAGCUCAAAUUGCGAGAUGCGAACAGCGCAUUGAAGAAGGAAUCAUGCCCGAGGUAUUCGAAAUUAGAUUGCAGCAAUAUCAAGAGAUGAGGGAUGAAGAAAAAGAGAUGUAUGAGGCUGAGCCCAACGGGCUUAGUUGGGAAGUUAUUCAGCGCCUCGAUGCCUUGAAACAAGUACGGGACUCUCUCGAAGAGGAACAAGAAGAAGGAUUGUGUGCAGGAAAUGAAGAAGAUGAAGAAAUUGAACAAAAGCUUUCGAAUGUGAGAGCCAUCAUCACUGCCUACAGGGCCAAAGCCUUGGAAUGGGAUGAAGAUAACGUGUCGUAUUGGGCAAACGGAAAGCUCGUUGCUGGGCCCAAAGUGCUAGAUAUGCCAGAGGUAUACACUCUGAGUGACAAGUAUGGCUCAGCGGGAUUUUGGGUGGAAGGAGUUGAUGGUACCAAGCCGGGCACGAUGAAUGUAUUUUUCACUCUGCCGCCAACCUAUCCAGGACUGGCCAUGCAAAGGAUUGACAUCACCCUCCGAAAUCCUGCUGUUGGGGCACAAAAGUCAGCCCAGACAUCAAUGACCUUUGACUUCCUCUUGGAUUCUGGUGCUUCAGCACUGCGCAUGUUUGAGACGGACCGGCAACAACUCGAACAAUUGUCUGGGGCACCGGUGCCUACUUUAAGCACCCAAUUCUAUAGCACCGCGUCCGGAAAAUUAAGGACCGAGAAUAUAUGCCUGCAAGCGAUGAUCCAUCGCCAGGGUCAACCAAUUUUUCCCACUUGGGUCGAUAUUAAGUGCGCUUUAAGCGCCGGCGGCCCAUCGCCAGGUCGGGACCGACUGUCAGGGGUCUGGCUGUAUCAUUUGUUAUUUGUGAUGUCGAUGCCGGAUAACACUCAUUCGACACACAUCGGUACCGAUAUUUACGAGAUGCUGAACACUCUACCUGUUCCCGAUAUCAGAAAUGCGGUUGGAUUGUCUCUGCAAUGA